This is a messenger RNA of Nicrophorus vespilloides, 1642 nucleotides long. RefSeq names its product intraflagellar transport protein 81 homolog. The record is from RefSeq and is a predicted model, not a curated record. The annotation marks the transcript as partial. Gene Ontology annotation, biological process: intraciliary transport; cilium assembly. NCBI's taxonomy places the organism in Eukaryota, Metazoa, Arthropoda, Insecta, Coleoptera, Silphidae. Gene Ontology annotation, molecular function: tubulin binding. Gene Ontology annotation, cellular component: cilium; centrosome; intraciliary transport particle B. The transcript has 2 exons.
AUGGAAAAACUGCAAUUCAUAACGCGCGAAUUGAAUCGGUUAUUCGGCCUGGACCACAACUGUUCUUCCUUCAACUCCUUGGGGUCGUCUCAACUGCUGCAGAUCGUUGUAGACGUCAUGGUGCAUCUGCAGUUGACCACCGAUACCCAUUCGGAGAAUCCAGCCUACGUAAUCUUGAGUAUUUUAAACUCGAUCAAAUACACGCCCGAUGGUAAUACGAUUAAUCCGGAGGACUUCAGAAACGGUUUGAUCGAAGGCCAAAAGAACGUCGUUCAUCCCAUCUUGCAUUUCAUGUUGACCAAUCAGAAGGCUGUCAAGAAACGUCAUUACUUGUCACAAUUUGUAAAGAAAAUCGAAGUGCCCGAAGAGUGCAGAGACGAUUCACACGGUAGAUACGAACAAGCGAUCGAAUUGUUUUGGGAGACUUACAAAGAGAACCAGAAAUACCAGCAAUUAGCGUCGGAGACUUCUGAAUUGCAAGAGGACAUGUGCAAGAUGCGAAGCGACCUCAAGAACCUCAACGCUAGGAUCCAACAACAAAAAUCUAAAUUGAGCCAAGAGAAUAUCGAUGGUAAACGAUUCGAAUCAAUCAAGACAUUCUCCAGAGAACUCAAACACUCCAACAAACUGCAAAAGCAGUUGACCGAAGAAUCUCUUAAACUAAGCAACUUGGAACAAAUCUAUUCCGCUUUAAAUUGCAGAAAACGAAUAACGAGUCUAGAAGAUUUAUUGGAGCAGAGCGAACGACAUCAAGAAACAGUGGAUAAUCUAAAGAAAGCGUUAAUUCUAAUGGAAUCAGAGAAAGAAAUAUAUUCCAAGGUAGAAAACGAAAUUAACCCUAAUAAUUACGAACUCGAUUAUUUGGAAAAUCAAAUAGAGGAAAUUCAGACAACCAUCAAUUUGUCUGCAAAUAACAGAGAUUCAACGUGUGAAGUAUUUAUAAACCAACUGAAAACAUUCGCGAAGAAAAAGCAGCAAAUCUCCAAGCAGAUCGCAAAAGGGAAGAAUCUGAAAGAUUACGUGACGAAAUUGCGUGAAACCAGCGUUGAUUAUAAGAAAUUGAAAAUCCAAUGGAACGGUUUACAAGCGGAGCUCGGUGUUUUGCAGCGGACAAUGGACAUAUUGAAAUUGGAUAAUCCCGAAUUAAGUGAUUUUCGAGAAGUUGCUUCGCCGAAAUCUCGUGACGAAAUUAAAGCGAAAUCGAGGGGGUACGAAAAGUUGCGAAACGAUGCGUUGAUUGUAGAAAUCGAAUAUAGAAGAGUCAAAGAAUCUUAUGACUGCGUGAAAGCGGAUUGGGAGGAAGCAAAGGCGACGUUCGACGCUGCUGUUGGGGGUCUAGGAGAGGAUAUUGAAAUAUUGAGUACAAAUUAUAGUAAUGUGCAGGAUAUGAUUGAGAUGGAAAUGGAAACUUUGAAUAGGUGCGUGGAGGAGGCCGAGAAGUUUAAGGAGUGUUUGCUGAAAUUUUCGCAGGCUGAGAUCGAGGCUGGCGAUGAAACGUAUUUGGAGGUGGUGAAAGACAAAUUGAAAGUUUUGGAAAUGACGAGAUUCGAUCUUGUCAAGAAAAUGGAUGCGAAAAAUGAGAAGAAUCGAAGUUUGCAACAAGAGAUUUUACAAAUCAGAGGAUGCAUUGAGAUGAUAAAUU